Panicum virgatum (switchgrass) is the source of this 885-nucleotide messenger RNA. RefSeq lists its product as uncharacterized. The transcript is spliced from 3 exons. The coding region runs from base 137 to 376 and encodes 79 amino acids. The record is from RefSeq and is a predicted model, not a curated record. NCBI's taxonomy places the organism in Eukaryota, Viridiplantae, Streptophyta, Magnoliopsida, Poales, Poaceae.
GCAAGGCCCCUCUCCGCUCACGCAUUCGCCACAGCACUCUCUCUCCCUCCCGACCCUCGCAGUCGCCGUCCACUCCUCUCCCCGAGCCCCCCCCGCAGCCGCGCCGUCCGCCCCGACAGGGCAGGAGAGCGGCAGGAUGCCGGCGACGCCGACGAUCAUCGGCGCCCUCCUGGGGCUGGGCACCCAGAUGUACUCCAACGCCCUCCGCAAGCUCCCCUACAUGCGCCAUCCCUGGGAGCAUGUGUUGGGGAUGGGUAUUGGUGCAGUGUUUGUGAACCAGCUAGUAAAGUUUGAUGAGAAGCUCAAGGAGGACCUUGACAAGAUGCUUGAACGCGCCAGGGAAGCCAAUGAACGGCGCUACAUUGAGCUAUGCUGAUUUGACCCAAACUGCUACACUGUCGCCUGUUGUGUCUGAAAGUGGAUGCCUGAAGAAUUUUCAUGACGACAUAUAGGGAGUAAGAGCAUGACUGAAUUUGCUUCCAUUUUUAUUGUGUGAUGUGGAUAGCAAAUGUAGUACAAACAAGUUAUAUAUUGGCAAUUUACUCUUAUUUGUCUUUACUGUGUUUUGCACAGUAUCCAUUCGCACAAGAUGUUUCAAACCAAUGGACUCAACAAAUCUGUAUUUUUCUUUGGCAAAUUGUUUGAAAUACAUUUACUGUAGAUGUAGCCUUGAUCCUCGAGUAGCAUGCUGAGUGGCCACACCAUUUUGGGAUCCCAAAAAUUCAUAUUCGCUAUGGGGAUGGAGAGAGGAGUUCAUUGCUACCUUUGGCCUUAUCUAUUAUUAAUACAGUACUUGGAUUAGGCAUCAUUCCUUAACUUGCAAAUGCAUUCGGUCGAAAUGUAAUUCUGUAUUCUUGUUUUAACUCUAAUACUCUAUAGAGAUUU